AUGGCCGAGGCUUCGGGUCGUGAAGCACCACCGCAGCAACAGGCCAGGCGAACCGACGGCGAUCCCUUCUCUGCGUUCUCCGACAACCUGCUGGGCGCCGUGCUGCUGCGCGUGGCGUGCAACGGCGUCAGAUUCGUUAGCCAGGAUCGUCCUGUGACCGACGAGGAAGAAGCCGAUGCGGCAAGGAAGAUCGACGAGGCCCUCCUUGAGCAGCUCCCCUCUGAGAGCGCGUGGCUGGCCGCAAAUCCCGAGGCUCCCGUUAGGUGUUCGUCGUCGCUGGUCUCGUUCCGCCACGCGCUCGUCUGCAAGCGCUGGUUGCGCGUCGCGCGGUUCGUACAUCCCGCCAUCGUCGUUCCGCUCGAUCGCUUCUUUUCCGCGCGCGCCCUCGCGUCUCUCCUCCGCGCGCCCGCGACCGCGGGGUUCCCCAACCUCCGCCAUCUGCACCUCGCGCCGAACGCGCUGGACACCGUCGAUUCCGCGCUCGUGCGCGCCAUCUGCGCCGGAUCUGGGCCGUCCUUAACGCACCUCACGCUGCAGCUACACGAUGCCUGGCUGCACGUGACGCGCGCGCGACGGUUCUCUCUUCGUGGGAUUGGCGCGCAGGCGGCGGCAGUGGCGGAAGCGGCGCUAGCGGCGGGGGCGAUCUCGCCGGCCGAUGUCAUCGCCUUGUUCCGCUCUUGCACGCGAUUGGUCAGUCUCGACGUGAACUUUGGGAGAGGGAUUUCCGAGGUUCCCGCUGCCAUCAGCUGCCUGCAGCAGCUCACGAAGCUCAGCAUGUCUUUUGACGAAGAUGUUACCACGUUACCGGCGGAGAUUGGCAGUUUGGUGCGACUGAAGCGGUUACAAAUCCGGUCGACUUCCCUCGUGCUGCCUGAUUCGUUUUGCGGGCUGUCCUCCUUGGAGCACGUCAGCUUGCGCGGCUGCGAUUUUUCCCAUCUGCCCAUCGACCUCGGGCAGCUCCAAAACCUCAAGAGCCUCACUCUCAAAACCCUGAUGCAGCUCGUCGAGCUGCCCGCCUCCAUCUGCCUCCUCUCCGCGCUUACCAGUCUGACCCUCGUGCACUGCCACGCGCUCGCAAAACUGCCCGAAAACUUUCACCAGCUGCCGAAUCUGCGCACCAUCCACCUGGAAGCGCUAAUCGCCCUCACUGCCCUCCCAGAAUCCUUAGGUCACCUGCCAGCGCUGCGUGACCUCGCCAUUCGAGACAGCGGUCGCCUCAAGCACCUCCCGCAGUCGCUCUCUGCCAGCCGCACGCUCGAGCGCCUCUCGCUCCACAACUGCCAAGCGCUCUCAUCCCUGCCGGACGCCAUGGGUCACAUCCCCACCCUGCCGGACGCCCUCACGGCCCUUCCGGACUCCCUUGGUCGCGCCUCUCGCCUUCGCGAGCUCAAAGUCGUCAGUUGCAGCCGCCUCGUGGGUCUCCCACGCUUGGCCUCCGCCAUGUGCUCCCUCGCCCGCCUCACUCUUGACGGUUGCGCUGCGUGGGUGCUGCCCGAGGAUUUCGGGCAGCUGUCGAAUCUUGUCCAGCUGAAGCUGUCCUGCGAGCGACUGACCGCCCUGCCCAGGUCGUUCGGGCAGCUGGGGAGGCUGCAGGAGCUGAGGCUCCACGCCUGCUACGGGCUACUCGAGCUGCCCGCGUUUUUUGCAAAUCUCUCCUCGCUGAAAACCCUAGCCAUCUAUGGGGGAACGUCGCUCAUCUCCCUGCCGCCCAAUUUCGAGCAGCUCCCGCAGCUCCGCUGCCUGGAGCUCUUCAACUGCGCCAUGCCGAGCCUGCCAGAGAGGUUCGGGCAGCUGCCAAAGCUGGAGGCUCUCAUGGUGGGGAGCAGGGAGAGUUACACAAGGGACGGCGCGGAUCAAGGGCAGCCCUCCUCAUCUGCUUGCCCUGCAGCGCUCUCAGCGGCCAGACUGAAUGAGCCGCUGAUGGGGCGCUGCCUGCUGCGCAGCUUGCCCCCGUCCGUCUCUUCCCUCACGGGCCUGCAGCAGCUGGUGAUGGACGGGUGUGACGCGCUAGAGAGCUUGCCAGAGGGGUUGGGACGGCUGGCUGGGCUGCAAGUGCUGCACCCUGGAGAUCUCCAACUGCCCGACUCUAACUAA
Closterium sp. NIES-65 is the source of this 2094-nucleotide messenger RNA. The record is from the annotation of a GenBank genome assembly. Lineage: Eukaryota; Viridiplantae; Streptophyta; Zygnematophyceae; Desmidiales; Closteriaceae.